GUAAAAGAAUAAAAUACACAAAUUAAAAAGUUAAUGCAAAAUACCACAAUUUAAAUAUAUUUAAACAAAAAAAAUUAAAAAUAAAUUACCACGGAUUUGAAAUCAAAUUAAAUAAUAAUUAAGGAAUUAAGUGAAUUUAUUAUAAAAAUAAAAGUGAUUUUGAAAAAGUAUUGUUAAAUAUAAAAGAAUUGUAUUGAAAUUGCAACAAAGUAAAGAGGCUAUUUUACAAAAUACAUCUAUAAAUAUAAUUUAUUCAAUAAUUAAUUAAUUAAACAAACAAACAAAAAUAACCAAAAUGAAUGUGGAAGAUUUUAGAAAACAUGGCAAAGAAAUGAUCGAUUACAUUUGUAACUAUGCCCAAAAUAUCGAUCAACGUGAUGUGGCGCCAACUUUAGAUCCUGGAUACCUAAAAAAAUUAUUGCCCAGCGAAGCACCCUUAAAACCAGAAAAAUUUGAUGACGUCUUGGAAGAUUUUGAAAAUAAAGUUAUGCCGGGUGUGGUACACUGGAAUCAUCCCAAGUUUUUUGCUUAUUUCCCCUCCGGCAACUCAUUUCCAUCCAUAUUGGGUGAUAUGUUAAGCAGUGCUAUUGGCUCUAUAGGGUUUUCAUGGGCCUCUUGCCCAGCAUCCACGGAAUUAGAAACCAUAGUAUUGGAUUGGUAUGCCAAAGCUUUGGGUCUGCCAAAAGCAUUUAUCAGUGAUAUACCCGGCAGCAGAGGUGGUGGUGCUUUACAAGGUUCCGCUUCCGAAUGUACCCUAGUGUGUAUGAUUACGGCUCGUUCCAGAGCCAUACACAAGCUCAAAGGUUCAAGUUCCGAAAUACAUGAGAGUGUAUUUUUGCCACAACUUAUUGCGUACGCCAGUAAGGAGGCUCAUUCGUCGGUGGAAAAGGCUGCCAAAAUGGCUUUGGUUAAAUUGCGCAUUAUCGAAGCGGACGAAAGGGGUCGCAUGCGUGUUGAUCUGCUGCGACAAGCCAUUACAAAUGAUGCCAAUGCCGGUCUAACACCAUUUUUUGUUGUGGCCACUGUGGGUACUACGGGCGCCUGUGCAUUUGACAAUCUUGUGGAAAUUGGUAAAGUUUGCAAGGAAGUGCCAAGUAUAUGGUUCCAUGUGGAUGGUGCCUAUGCUGGCAACUCCUUUAUAUUGCCAGAAAUGAGACAAUUCUCAGAAGGUUUAGACUAUGCCGAUUCCUUUAAUACAAAUCCCAAUAAAUUACUAUUAACAAACUUUGAUGCUACGGCCAUGUGGGUGAGGGAUGUUAUGAGUUUGAAGACCGCUUUGAAUGUUAAUCCCCUGUAUUUGCAACAUGAGCAUGAUAUGGCCAUAGAUUACCGCCAUUAUGGCAUACCAUUGAGUCGACGUUUUAGAGCCCUAAAAUUAUGGUUUGUUUUCCGUUCAUAUGGUAUUAUUGGGCUGCAGGCGUAUAUACGUAAUCACAUGGCUUUGGCCAAGAAAUUUGAAAUGUUGGUGCGUAAAGAUGAACGUUUUGAGGUUAGAAAUGAUGUGUAUCUGGGUUUAGUGUGUUUCAGAAUGAGAGCUGCUGAUACAUAUAACCAGGAGUUAUUAGCACAAAUCAAUCACUCGGGACGUAUGCAUAUGAUUCCAUCGAUGGUAAAUGGCAAAUAUGUCAUUAGAUUUUGUGUGACUUACGAGCAUGCCACAGAAAAGGAUAUUGUCGAUGCUUGGACAGAUAUUAAAUCCUUUGCUGAAGACAUUUUACGCGAUGCUACCAUGGAAAUCUCUUCAUUGCCACCCACACCAGAAAAAGAGAAAAUGCCCUCCGAACCCCAACCGAUCACUGGCAAACCGCCAAUCAAAAAGAGGCUUACCCGCACCAAAUCCCUACGUUUCUCCUUUACACGCAGUAUAUCGCGCGAAAUGUAUGAAUCUCAAAGUGAACAUCUCAAGGAUGGUUGUACGCCCAUCUUGGUGGUGGACUCAAAUGCAAUGCUGCAAAGUUUUCUGAAGGCAACCGCCGACAAUCAACAAAACAAACUGAAAGGCAUACAAGAUGUUGAUACCGAUGAGGCAAGCAAUUAAAAAUAUUUCAAAUCAUUAAUUUCAAAUAUUUUUUCCUACAAUAACUUUUCCAUAAAAAUAGUAUUAUUUUCUUUUAUGUUUUUUUUUGUAUAAUAAAAUGUUUAUUUCAUUGCAUACUAUUUAUGUAUUUACUUAAGAGAUUUUUUUGUUUAUUAGUUUAGUUAAUAAGUUCUUUGUAUGCUCCCUAAUCUGUUCCCUCCCUCCAUCAUUUUAUUUAUUGAAUCAUGUAUCUAACAUUUUUUUUUUUAAUUUAUAUAUAAUUUUUGCAUUUAAACAAUUCAAAAGAACAAAUAAAUUUUGUUAAAAUUACAUAAUAAGUGAGUAA
Calliphora vicina (urban bluebottle blowfly) is the source of this 2363-nucleotide messenger RNA. It is a transcript of the gene Tdc1, whose product is annotated as Tyrosine decarboxylase 1. The record is from RefSeq and is a predicted model, not a curated record. Gene Ontology annotation, molecular function: carboxy-lyase activity; pyridoxal phosphate binding. Lineage: Eukaryota; Metazoa; Arthropoda; Insecta; Diptera; Calliphoridae. The transcript has 5 exons. Gene Ontology annotation, biological process: amino acid metabolic process. The coding region runs from base 296 to 2038 and encodes 580 amino acids. Gene Ontology annotation, cellular component: cytoplasm.